GGUCGUCGACUAUCUAUCUAUGUAUGCUCAAUGUUCAAUGGUCAAAUCUAAAUCAAAUGGUAUUGACAAUGGGUUAAAAAUUGGGCUUAGAAUUUAAAUUGUUUUAUCUAAAUUUCUUAAAAAUAUUCAAGUCAAUUAUUUCCGAAACUUCCAAAAUGUAAAUGUAAAGUGUUCAGUGUUUUAGCCAUCCAAAGGACCAGAUUAAAUUUGAUUCAUUGGCUGACAAUGGUAGUAACGUUAAAUUCUGCAUGUUAUAAUCUUAACAAACAAAAAGCAACUAAGAGUCAGUAUGAUUUCAAAAAUAAACAAAUCCAAAAAAAGGCAAGCUCGGAGUUGGGUAGAAGCAUUAUUUCAAAAAAGAGAUUGUGUAACUUUUAUUCCAUCCACUACCGAUAAGACUAGAUGCAGCUGUGGGCUUUCAUUAACAUUCCACUGUGGUGGAGGAAGUGGCUCUGUUCAAUUAGAUCCUGAUAAUCCAAAUGAAGUCUGGUCCUCGUUAAGACACACCGUAGUUUCAGCAACAGAUGCCUAUGGAACAAUUGAGUUUCAAGGUGGCCCCCAUCCUACCAAAGCACAGUAUGUUAGAUUGUCACAUGACACUAGACCAGAAACAAUACUGCAUUUAUUUAAUCGAGAAUGGGGUUUAGAACUACCAAAAUUAUUAAUAACUAUUCAAGGAGGAAAAGCUAAUUUCGAAAUACAGCCCAAAUUGAAGAAGGUAUUACGUAAAGGGUUAUUGAAAGCAGCUAAAACAACUGGUGCAUGGGUAUUUACUGGAGGAACAAACACUGGUGUUACUCGUCAAGUGGGAGAUGCACUUUUACUUGAUUCACAACGUCCAGGUAGAGUUGUGUCUAUAGGCAUAGCACCAUGGGGUAUUAUCGAAAACAACCAUGAACUUAUUGGUCAUAAUAAAGAUGUUCCCUACCAUUCUAUAUCAUCACCUAGAUCUAAAUUAGCUGUGUUGAAUAAUAGACAUACAUAUUUCCUUUUGGUUGACGAUGGCACAUCAGGGCGUUAUGGAGCAGAAAUUGAAUUACGCAAAAAAUUGGAAAAAUACAUUUCAAUUCAAAAGCUGCAUCCAAGUGCACAUUAUAGUACUCCCGUUGUUUGUCUUGUGAUUGAAGGAGGUACUCAUACCAUUAGAGCAGUGUUAGAGUAUGUUACAGAUACUCCUCCAGUACCAGUGGUUAUAUGUGAUGGUUCAGGCAGAGCAGCUGAUCUAUUAGCUUUCACACACAGAUAUGCAGUGGAUAGUGGCGGACAAACUGUUUUAGAAAAUAUGAAAGAAUAUCUAUUAAAUACCAUACAAUGUACAUUUGAAGUUGGACAAGACAAAGCUGAACGUUUAUAUGAAGAACUCAUCGAGUGUACAAGGCAUAAAAAUAUGAUCACUGUUUUUCGAAUGAGUGAUGGUCAAGAAAAGUCACAGGAAUUAGAUCAAACUAUAUUAACUGCAUUAUUUAAAAGUCAACAUUUAUCUCCUUCAGAACAGUUGAGUUUGGCAUUGACUUGGAAUCGUGUUGACAUAGCUAGAUCUGAAAUAUUUGUUUAUGGACAAGAAUGGCCAGAAGGUGCUUUAGAAGAAUCUAUGAUGCAAGCUUUAGAACAUGACCGGAUUGAUUUUGUAAAGCUGUUGUUAGAAAAUGGUGUUAGUAUGAAGAAAUUUUUAUCUAUUUCUAGGCUGGAGGAGUUAUACAAUACUAAACAAGGACCAACAAAUACAUUAGGAUAUAUAUUACGGGAUGUUCGACCUCAUAUCCCUCAAGGUUAUAUGUAUACAUUGCAUGACAUUGGAUUAGUAAUUAAUAAAUUAAUGGGUGGUGCAUACAGAGCUCAAUAUACCAGACGUAAAUUUCGUGCAAUGUAUGCCCAAACACGCCGUUUGAACAAUACGCAUAGAAAUAGUGCUUCAUUUACACGUUACUAUGGAAACAAUUUAACAUUGGGCGUUUUAGCCGAUUCUGAACAUUCUGAAGAGGAAUCUCUUUUUGAAUAUCCAUUUAAUGAGUUAUUAAUUUGGACUGUGUUGACUAAGCGUCAAGAAAUGGCAUUAUUAAUGUGGCAACAUGGGGAAGAAGCAUUAGUUAAAUCACUUGCUGCCUGUAAACUUUAUAAAGCCAUGGCACAUGAAGCAGCAGAAGAUGAUUUAGAGACAGAAAUAUAUGAUGAAUUACGAAAUUAUGCUAAAGUAUUUGAAGAUAUCUCACUUGAGUUAUUGGAUUACUGCUAUCGUCAAGAUGAUGACCAAGCCCAACAAAUGCUUACAGUUGAGCUACAAAAUUGGAGUGGUCAAACUUGUCUUAGCUUAGCUGUGGCUGCAAAUCAUAGAGCUUUGCUUGCUCACCCUUGUAGCCAAAUUAUACUUGCUGAUUUGUGGAUGGGAGGUCUAAGAACAAGGAAAAAUACCAACAUCAGGAUUUUAUUAGGAUUGCUAUUUCCACCAUAUAUAUCAAGGCUAGAAUUUAAAUCUCGAAAAGAAUUGCAGUCAAUGCCUCAAACUGAAGAAGAACAUUUAUAUGGUUUGGAAUUAGAAGAAGAAAAUGAAAGCGUGGAAGGAGGUGUAAAUCGGUCACACUUAAAUCUUGUGGAGACAAAUUUAGAUGGUGUAUCAUCAUCAGUCAAAGAUAAUGAAACAGCUGAAAAUGGUACCAUGUUGCCAAGUGCUUCAAUUGGAGGUACAAUUAAACAUUCUGAUUUUGAACAUAAAUGUGUAACUCCGUCAUACGAAUAUAGUACUUUUGAUUUAAAGAGACAGCGACCAUUGCCUUUGAGGCACAAGAUCAUAGAAUUUUACACCGCACCAAUAACUAAGUUUUUAGCAAAUUCUGCGGCAUAUUUUGUCUUUUUAGUUCUUUUCACAUAUGUGGUACUUGUCCGUAUGGAAGAAAAUCCAUCUUGGCAAGAAUUGUAUGUAAUUGCUUAUAUAUGCACGUUUGGUUGUGAAAAAAUUAGAGAAAUUGUUUCUUCUGAACCUACCAGCAUUAGUGAUAAAUUUUCUGUUUGGGCAUGGAAUAUGUGGAAUCCGUGUGAUGCUGCAGCAAUUAUUUUUUUCUUAACCGGUCUUUGUUUAAGGUUACAACCAUCAUCACAGGCUAUUGGAAGAGUUAUGUUCUGUACAGAUAUUAUUUAUUGGUAUUUGCGAAUUCUGAAUAUACUUGGUGUUAAUAAAUAUCUUGGACCACUUGUUACAAUGAUGGGUAAAAUGAUAAAAAAUAUGCUGUACUUUGUAGUACUUUUACUAGUAGUGCUUAUGAGCUUUGGAGUAAGCAGGCGAUCAAUUUUGUAUCCUGAUUCUGAUCCUGAAUGGAUUUUAAUCCGAGAAAUAUUUUUGCAACCAUAUUUUAUGUUAUAUGGAGAAGUGUAUGCUGAUCAAAUAUAUCCAGGAUGUGACGAAUCAUCUGGCAUGCCAAAUUGCCAAACUGGGAGAUGGGUCACACCAUUAGUAAUGGCCAUGUACUUAUUAGUUGCCAAUAUUUUACUUAUUAAUCUCUUGAUCGCGGUUUUCAACAACAUUUUUAAUGAUAUUAAUGCUAUAUCUCAUCAGGUAUGGAUGUUCCAGAGAUUUACAGUUGUUAUGGAGUAUGAACAAAAGCCAUCGCUUCCACCGCCUUUGAUUUUUUUUUGUCAUGUUUUCCUAUUAGCAAAGUAUCUUUGUCGCAAAAUUCAAGGCAUUCAAGAAACUUAUGACAAUGGUUUAAAGUUAUUUUUGGGUAAUGAAGAAUUAGAACAGCUAUAUGAUUUUGAAGAAGAAUGUGUUGAAGGAUAUUUUCGUGAGAAGGAUUACAAAUUACAAAUGUCUAUGGAAGAAAGAAUUAAGAUGUCUUUAGAAAAAACUGAAAAUAUACAACAGAAAGUAGAUGAUAUUAACCAGAAGGAAAACUUACAAAACUCAUCAGUACAAGCUUUAGAAUUUCGACUUCACAAGAUAGAAGACUUAAUGGACCAAACAUUGUCCACCUUAGGUGUAAUACAUAGAUUCAUGGCAACACAAAAUGGUGACCAAGAUAGUGGUAGUAGUAGUGACAAUGCUCAAAAAAGAAGUAAUUCUUAUGAACCAGAAUUUGAUUCUGAUCCAAAAAUUCUUCCUAUCACUGGUAGAACGAGAUGUAUUAGUGAACGAUCAGACUUAUUAUCAGAUAUUUCAGAUGCUUUACCAUCUGCAUAUCGUAGAAAAAAAAAGUAUUCAUUUCAUGAGAAACGUCCACCAAAUUUUUCUGAUAGUAACUUUUUACUGUCUCAAUUUGACGGUGUUCCAUCAUUUAAUGAUAAAGGAGGUAUAGAACUAUACAAUUAUGAAAAUCGUCGGAUGUCAGUUAAUUCAGCAAGAACAGUAGAUAGGAAAUUUGAUACUGAAAGUACAUUAUCACCAGAUUUUAACUGUAAAGAAGUAGAGGAUAUUGAUUGUGGUGAUGUUGAUUGCAAAUGUGAUAGUGGUGAUCAUGCUAUUGCUAGAUCAAGUGUAGAUCGUACAAUCUGGGUAGAACCACUCAUCAAAGUGUUUCCUCCAACACCUAGCAGACAAGUUUACUCAAGCUUACUAUCUCCACACUGUGACCAUUCACCUAAUAGAGGGAAUACACCAGUACCACGUACUAGGCAUGCGUCUGAGAUGUCAAACCCAGAAAUUGCUAGAUACCUGGAAAAAGAACAUCUUAGAGAUGCAGAGGAAAAUGAUUAUCAUCUGAUGGAAGGAUUAAUAAAACAACAUAAACCGAAAACUUCAAAUACAAUUGACAUACCUAUCAAUGCUCAUAACGAUCAUAUGAUCCGUCGACGCACAUGCACAGAUAUAGAUCCAAAUGAUCUGCUUUCCAACACUCCAAAUAUGACAGAAAGCUCAACAUCCUAUAAUCCGCUCAACAGCAUGUCUUCCAAAAAUUAUGAUUAAACCAAAUAUUAUUUUUAAAUCAAAUAGUGAGUAGAAAAUUUUUUUUUUUUUAUUAUACUAUUAUCAAUUAUAUUUAUUUGGGCUCUGAUUAAAAUUCAUUAGUGUACUUAAAUUUCUGUGGGCAAUUCUAUUGUAUUAUUAUUAUUAUUAUUUUUUUUUUUUUAUAAAUUUUUCUUCAACAAAAUUGGAAAAAUGUAUACAAAUAGUUAUAGUUACCUACUUAUUCCGCAUUGUUUUUUUUUUUUUUUAAUAGUUUAAAACAUUUAAACAAUAUUUUAAUUUAGUUGUAUAUGUUUUUCUAUGCACAGACAAUUUUAGAACAGUGAAAUAUUUUUUUUAUAUUUAAAUGUAGGCUAUUUUACCUAAACAAUUUUAGUUUAUUAAAAUAUAUUGUU
Molecule: messenger RNA, 5286 nt
Organism: Rhopalosiphum maidis (corn leaf aphid)
Lineage: Eukaryota; Metazoa; Arthropoda; Insecta; Hemiptera; Aphididae
Gene: Trpm
Product: transient receptor potential cation channel trpm
Exons: 25
Coding region: 290-4891 (1533 amino acids)
Biological process (GO): protein tetramerization; monoatomic cation transmembrane transport
Cellular component (GO): membrane
Molecular function (GO): monoatomic cation channel activity
Source: RefSeq, a predicted model, not a curated record